AUGCUCUAUGUUCUGUCCUCCAGCCCAAACGCUGUGCUCAGGUUGCGCUUCAACCAUUUUGCCACGGAAUGUAGCUGGGACCACAUGUACGUCUAUGACGGAGACUCCAUCUAUGCACCUCUGGUCGCAGUAUUCAGGUGAGUGUCAUCAUACUCUAUUUAGAUACGUGUUUACUCUUAGGCCUGUUUUAGGUGUUCCUCCUCUCCAAUCUUUAGAAGCAAUAUUCUCCACCCACCUAGCCACCCUCUCUCCCCCUUCCCUUUGAACAAUCGGUCCACAAAGUAAUUCCUUCCACUGGGGGUCCUUCACCAUCAACUCUCCCCUGGUCCAUCAGUAUUGUCUGUGUGGUCUUUGUGUUGAACCUAGGAGCCUGUGUGUAGUCCUCCCAGUGGGGACUCUGUCUGACUGCUGGUAAACAGAUUAGAGUGGAUUUCUCCACUCUCUCCGAUAACCUUGAUGGAGCUUUGCUGUGUGUACUGUGUGUGCUGUGCUGUUCAGGCCUGAGCCUGAUCCUCCAUGCGAUAGAGGGAUCGAUCCCAAGGAGAGAAAGGAAUCACUUUCUCCCAAUGAUGUAGAGAGAGGAGGAGGGUGGACGGAAGGGGAGGGGGGGUUGUCAUGGUGACAGCAAUCCCAGCUCAGCAGUCAAGCGAAGGGUGAUCAUUUACCCAGCAUGCUUUGGAGCUUAGCAUGCAUUUGUGUUUUGUGUGUGUGUGUGUGUGUGUGUGUGAAUACCGUGUGCGAAUACUCCAUCAUUAAUGUCUUUUUCUUCUUUUCCUACAGCGGUCUCGUUGUCCCGGAACCGAGAGGGAACGAGACUGUUCCGGAAGUGGUAGCAACCUCUGGAUACGCACUGUUGCAUUUUUUCAGUGACGCUGCCUACAACCUGACUGGAUUCCACAUCUCCUACUCGUGAGUGGCCCUAGCCAAUACACACACUUUACAUUUACAGUCAAAGUCCUCACCUAUACAGUAUAUCCACAUUGGGGAAGUCUCUGACUCAGUAGCAGACAGUGGGUUGGCUAAGAGCCAUGUCCCCAUUAAAUUGUCUUUCCUCUCUAUAUGUUCCUGCACACAUACAACCUCAGACCACAUCCCAUCCUCUCUAGGGUCUACAAUGUCUGUCACAGGAUUAGCUGGGGAACGCCAUUACAGCUGAGGAGAUAACACCCGUUGACAUACGAGAGACGUCUGUGUGUGUGUGUACUGUGUACUGUGUGUGUGUGUGAUUCUGAACAAGUAUUAAUUGGGUUGCCUCACAAAGCAGCAGCCAGAGAGAAGGAUGGGCUUUCAGACUAGAGUCUAGCUCAGCCUCAAGGUCUCCAGCACAGACAUACACCUUGUGGCCAUAAAGGUGUUGCCAUAGCAACGCAGUUGUCACAGCCUUAAACAUUAUCGUCCCCGUGUUUGCUGAAAAGCCCAUGCAUUAUCCUGAAUCCUUGACUUCUGUCUCUCUGUCUACUGUACCUUCCCUCUUUCUCAAUUAUUGUGUCUGUCUCUAUUGCACUUCUCUCUAAUUCUCUCUCAAUUCCUCUGUAUCUCACUCUAUCUGUUCUGCUCCCAGAAAAAUAAUGCUCCAAUGGAUGUCAAUCACCUCUGUUAAUCAAUCAUUCUGUCAGCUAUUUGUCUUUCGUCAAUUAUUACAAUGAUAACCUUUCAAAAUGUACAUCCCCAUCCCUCCCAUCUCUCUGUUCUGUGUCUGCAGGGUCAACUCGUGCCCCAAUAACUGCUCGGGCCAUGGGAAGUGCAGCACAGGGAACUCCAUCGCCAGCCGGGUGUACUGUGAGUGUGAUAAGUACUGGAAGGGCGAGGCCUGUGACAUCCCCUACUGCAGGAACAACUGUGGCAGCCCCGACCAUGGCUACUGUGACCUCACUGGGGAGAAGAGCUGUGUCUGCAACGACAGCUGGCAAGGUGGGGCUAGGGCCAUGGUUAUUCUAAUAUUGUGUCAAUGUUGUCACCAUGGUGUGGUAUCUUCAUGGUGGUUUAUAGGGUUCAUUCAUUUUUUCUUCAAUGACAAAGGUAAGUUCUUUGUGUUCUUGUAGAUUGAGUCACACGGCCAUCUUCUGGCUGAAAAGAGAACUUCAGCUAUCUGUAUCCCUUCAUCUAUAUGCCUACAAGAGUGACCAGUUCAUCUGCCACCCUUAUUGAUACUAUUUUUACAAAUUCUUUGAAUAAUGUGGCUAAUACAGUUAUACUUUAUACUGACAUUUCUGACCACUUUCCAAUUUUCCACUUCUAUUUGGCAGCUGGAAAUGAAAAGAUGGGAAUGAUUAAUAGCACUAAUGUAGAAUAUUUAACAAAACUAAUUGUGAGCGCUUUAAGAUGUUGAUUAAUGAUAUUUCAUGGGACAUUUUUUAUAAUCAGGCCGAUGUGGAGUCUGUUUACCUGACUUUUCUCACAUCUUUCAACUCUGUAUUUCACCACUGCUUUCCCUUAGUUAAAUCACAUAAGAUAUUUGUAUUUAUUUAUUUUAUUUAUUUCACCUUUAUUUAACCAGGUAAGCCAGUUGGGAACAAGUUCUCAUUUACAACUGCGAACUGGCCAAGAUAAAGCAAAGCAGUGCGGAAAAAACAACAACAACACAGAGUUACAUAUGGAAUAAACAAAACGUACAGUCAAUAACACAAUAGAAAAUCUAUAUACAUUGUGUGCAAAUGUAGUAAGUUAUGGAGGUAAGGCAAUACAUAGGCCAUAGUGCAAAAUAAUUACAAUUGAGUAUUAACACUGGAGUGAUAGAUGUGCAGAAGAUGAUGUGCAAAUAGAGAUACUGGGGUGCAAAUGAGCUAAAUAAAUAACAAUGUAAAUAACAAUAUGAGGAUGAGGUAGUUGGGUGGGCUAAUUACAGAUGGGCUGUGUACAGGUGCAGUGAUCAGUAAGCUGCUCUGACAACUGAUGCUUAAAGUUAUUGAGGGAGAUAAGUGUCUCCAGCUUCAGAGAUUUUUGCAGUUCGUUCCAGUCAUUUGCAGCAGAGAACUGGAAGGAAUGGCGACCAAAGGAUGUGUUGGCUUUGGGGAUGACCAGUGAGAUAUACCUGCUGGAACGCAUACUAUGGGUGGGUGUUGCUAUGGUGACCAAUGAGCUAAGAUAAGGCGGGGAUUUGCCUAGAAGGGAUUUAUAGAUGACCUGGAGCCAGUGGGUUUGGCGACGAAUAUGUAGUGAGGGCCAGCCAACGAGAGCGUACAGGUCACAAUGGUGGGUAGUAUAUGGGGCUUUGGUGACAAAACGGAUGGCACUGUGAUAGACUACAUCCAAUUUGCUGAGUAGAGUGUUGGAAGCUAUUUUGUAAAUGACAUCGCCGAAGUCAAGGAUCGGUAGGAUAGUCAGUUUUAUGAGGGAAUGUUUAGCAGCAUGAGUGAAGGAGGCUUUGUUGCGAAAUAGGAAGCCGAUUCUAGAUUUAACUUUGGAUUGGAAAUGCUUAAUGUGAGUCUGGAAGGAGAGUUUAAGUUUUAGAAAGAAAGGGUCCAGAUUGACUAGCCCAGCUGAUUUGUAGGGGUCCGCAGCUGGUGUCCGGGGUAGGGGUAGCCAGGUGGAAAGCAUGGCCAGCCGUAGCAAAAUACUUGUUGAAAUUUUUUAUUAUCGUAGAUUUAUUGGUAGUGACAGUGUUUCCUAGCCUCAGUGCAGUGGGCAGCUGGGAGGAGGUGCUCUUAUUCUCCAUGAACUUUACAGUGUUUACAGUGUUCUCCCAAAACUUUUUGGAGUUAGUGCUACAGGAUACACAUUUCUGUUUGAAAUCAUUAGCCUUUACUUUCCUAACUGAUUGUUUAUAUUGGUUCCUGACUUCCCUGAAAAGUUGCAUAUCGCGGGGACUGUUCGAUGCUAAUGCCGUAUGCCAUAGGAUGUUUUUGUGCUGGUCAAGGGCAGUCAAGUCUGGGGUGUACCAGGGGCUAUAUCUGUUCUUAGUUCUGCAUUUUUUGAAUGGGGCAUGCUUAUUUAAGAUGGAGAGGAAAGCACCUUUAAAGAACAACCAGGCAUCCUCUACUGACGGAAUGAGGUCAAUAUCCAUCCAGGAUACCCAGGCCAGGUCAAUUAGAAAGGCCUGCUCACUGAAGUGUUUUAGGGAGCGUUUGACAGUGAUGUGGGGUGGUCGUUUGACCGUGGACCCAUUACGGACGCAGGCAAUGAGGCAGUGAUCGCUGAGAUCCUGGUUGAAGACAGCGGAGGUGUAUUUAGAGGGUAAAUUAGUCCCAUGUUAACGGAUUUAGGGUUGUACCUGGUAGGUUCCUUGAUAAUUUGUGUGAGAUUGAGGGCAUCUAGUUUUGAUUGUAGGACGGCCGGGGUGUUAAGCAUAUCCCAGUUUAGGUCACCAAACAAUACGAACUCUGAGGAUAGAUGGGGGGCAAUCAAUUCACAUAUGGUGUUCAGGGCACAGCUGGGUGCUGAGGGGGGUCUGUAGCAAGCGGCAACAGUGAGAGACUUAUUUCUGGAAAGGUGGAUUUUUAGAAGUAGAAGCUCAAACUGUUUGGGCACAGACCUGGAUAGUAUGAUAGAGCUCUGCAGGCUAUCUCUACAGUAGAUUGCAACUCCGCCCCCUUUGGCAGUUCUAUCUAGACGGAAAAUGUUGUAGUUGGGAAUGGACAUUUCAGAAUCUUUGGUGGCCUUCCUAAGCCAGGAUUCAGACACUGCUAGAACAUCAGGGUUGGCUGAGUGUGCUAACGCAGUGAAUAACUCAAACUUAUGGAGGAGGCUUCUGAUGUUAACAUGCAAGAAACCAAGGCUUUUGUGAUUACAGAAGUCAACAAAUGAUAGCGCCUGGGGAGCAGGAGUGAUACUGGGGGCUACAGGGCCUGGGUUAACCUCUACAUUACCAGAGGAACAGAGGAGGAGUAGAAUAAGGAUACGGCUAAAGGCUUUAAGACAUGUUCUUCUAGUGCGUUGGGUACAGAGAAAAAAAAGGGCAGAUUUCCGGGCGUUGUAGAAUAGAUUCAGGGCAUUAUGUACAGACAAGGAUAUGGAAGGAUAUGAGUACAGUGGAGGUAAACCUAAGCGUUGGGUAAAAAUGAAACAGAUAGCAUCACUGGAGGCACCGAUUGAGCCGGUCUCCGCGUGUGUGGGGGGUGGGACAAAGAAUCUAUCUGAGACAGGUUGAGCAGGACUGGGGGCUCUACAUUGAUAAAGUACAGUUAGAACUAACCGAAACAGCAAUAGACAAGGUAUAUUGACAUGAGAGAUAGGCAUAAAGCAGUCACAGGUGUUAUUUGAGAGAGCUAAGACAACAGCUGGUAAUGGCGACGAAAGUUUGAGCUGAGGCUAAACAGAUCAACAGGAUGGGGUACUGUAUAAAGGAACAGUCCAGCAGGCAUCAGCUGUGUACCUGAGUGAUCAUAAGUUCCAGUGAACAGCAAUAAGUAAGUCCGGGAGCAGUUCAGUGGCUGCUACGCUACAGGCACGGCUGUUGAUUGCGUGUGCUAGCGGGCUGGGGCUAGCAGAUGGAUCUUCGUGGUCGUCGCAAUGAGAACCACAUCAGACGAUUACGUCGGCAGACCAGUCGUGAUGGAUCAGCGGGGCUCCGUGUCAACACUAGGAGGUCCUGUCCGGUUGACGGGAGAUGGGCCUGGCUUGAGGCUAGCUCAAGGCUAACUGGGGUUAGCUUCAGGACAGUGGUGAUUAGUGGUGAUUAGCCAACAACGACAACAGCCAUUCGGUUGCAGCUAGCUAGUUGCGAUGAUCCGGUGUUAAGGUCCAGUGAUUCAGUGAUUCCGGCAGAAAAUCCGAUAUGCUCUGGCUCGAUGGCGCGAUGUGCAGACGGUGCAGACUGGCCGAUAAUUGUCCAGACUAGAGCUGGCUGGUAGGUAGUGCAGGCCAUGGCCACAGACAAUGGUGAAAACCGCUAACGGUGUCUAAUAGCAAGUAGCUAGUUAGCUGGCUAGCUGGCUAGUUUCAGCCAGAGGUUCUGGAUAAAAAUAUAUGAAGAAAUAAUAGAAUCCGUUCCACAUUGGGUGAGACGGGUUGCAGGAAAGUAUAUUUAGUUAAAGGAUGGAAAGUGAGAUUGAGAAAUAUAUACGAAAAAGACGGAAAAAAAAGGCUAUUUACAUGAGGACACUACAGAAAACACGACCGCACUGCUAUGCCAUCUUGGAUUAGAGUAAAGAGCUCUAUCAGCAGCAGGUCAUGAUGAGAUUGGUGCCUCUUUGGUGAAAUCAGUGUCUUCCUUGAUUACUGAACCUCUAACGUACACUACCAAUCAAAAGUUUUAGAACACCUACACAUUCAAGGGUUUUUCUAUAUUUGUACUAUUUUCUACAUCGUAGUAACCAAAAAAGUGUUAAACAAAUCAAAUUAUAUUUUAUAUUUGAGAUUCUUCAAAUAGCUACCCUUUGCCUUGAUGACAGCUUUGCACACUCUUGGCAUUCUCUCAACCAGCUUCAUGAGCCGUUGAAUUGUGACUCCACUUUGUCUCGAUAUUGACAUUUUGCCUGUUUGAUUGCCUUGCGGUGGGAACAACCACUCUGUUUGUAUUCUGCCAUAUUCCCCGUCACCUUGCCAUGGUUAAAUGCGGUGGUUCGUGCUUUCAGUUUUUCACGAAUGCUGCCAUCUAUCCACGGUUUCUGGUUGGGGUAGGUUUUAAUAGUAACAGUGCAUAAGACACUGCGAUAAUCUUCACCCUCCCCACUGCCACACCUCACAUAGUCAAUUCUCUAUCAGAUACAGAGGUACCAUACUCUGGAAUUCUUAUCUUCACAUUGCCAAAACCUCAUCAUCCCUCAAUAACAUCAAGCGAAGACUGGGGGUCAACCUGAUGAACCAAACUACCCAAUAAUCCCCUCUAUGUUGCCUAACUCUCUCACACACACACACACAUAAGAAAACUUGUUUUUUCUUGUGUACUGAGUAUAUAAUGUACAAUUAUAAUUUAUAUGCUUUGUUGAACUGAUUGAACAAACUUUUUUUUUUCUAACCUCACACUGUUUUUAGCUGUUUUUAUCUGUACUGUUUUGUCUUUCACUUCUUUUCUUUGGUGCAAAUAAAUAAAACUGAAAACCUAAUACUUCAUCCUUACAUUAGAACCAACCAAGCACCUCUCAAUUAGACAGAGCUGGUCAGCAGGGUGCCACUGCUAUGCUAUGAGUAGCUAUGAGUUGCUGGUCACUGGUCAUUUCACACUGGUCAUUUCCCUAAUGAGGUUUUCUCCACUGAUGUAUUGGGUUAGACAACGUCCUGGCCCAUAGACCCGAUCACAGCCACCCAUUCCCCCUGUCCACUGUCUGUCCCCCACUCUAAUAGGGGCCAACAGAGGCCAAUAUCAUGGGGUCCUUCUAAUAAUGGGGUUUGAUGAAUCAGUCCCUCCCUCCUGAUUAAAACCCCUAAUGGUUCUGCCACCAGUUGGCGUCUGGGUGGUGGGGUCCUGUUAGCCAUGUGAGCUCAUCACCAUCAUGGCCGACCCCCCUCAUGACAUAGGCUGUGUUAUCAGGCUCUUCACCAGCAGAUGGUGGUAUGGUACCACGUUUGGUAGUCAGCUGUAUUGUAGUGUUGUUGAAGAGAGUAUUUUGCUACAAACGCACCUCACAUACUUUCAGUUAUUUGUAGGUAUUUUACAUAUGUGUUUGAGCCAUGUGUUGUCAUCCUAUCCAGGUCCAGACUGUGCUCUGUCAGUACCAUCCACAGAGUCUUACUGGGUGAUGCCUAACGUCAAGCCCUUCGGACAGUCUCUGGGCAGGGCCUCCCAUAAGACUGUGGUCCACGGGAAACUCAUGUGGGUCGUUGGAGGAUACACCUUCAACUACAGCUCCUUCCACAUGGUGCUCAAGUAAGGCACUGACUGAAGAGAGGCCUGGAACCUCUGUAUGUAUGGCUGUCUCUGUCUGUCUGUCUGUCUUUCCCCCUCUUUCUCUUCAUCUCUCUCUGUGUAUAUUUACCUCCUAUAUAUUUGUCUCUCUCCUUCCUGUCUUUUGCCUUCUCUCUGUGGGUCUUUUGCUCCAAACUCUCUGUCUCUCUCUCUCCCCUGUACUACUUCAUCUCUCGUUGUCUCCCUUUACCUGUAAUAUCUCUCUGUAUCGCUAACUUCUCCCUCCACUCUCCAUCUAUCUAUCUCUUUGUUGAAUGUUCUGUAUAGCUCAGGCCUGACUCUCUUUUUUCCUAUCUGCAGUUAUAAUAUGGAGAGCAGCACUUGGGAUGUGGUGCCAAUCAAUAGUGGUCCUCUGCAGAGAUACGGCCAUUCUCUGGCUCUCUACCAG
Molecule: messenger RNA, 8171 nt
Organism: Coregonus sp. 'balchen'
Lineage: Eukaryota; Metazoa; Chordata; Actinopteri; Salmoniformes; Salmonidae
Source: the annotation of a GenBank genome assembly